Messenger RNA from Monopterus albus (swamp eel), 1711 nucleotides. RefSeq names its product protein phosphatase methylesterase 1 (gene ppme1). Lineage: Eukaryota; Metazoa; Chordata; Actinopteri; Synbranchiformes; Synbranchidae. Gene Ontology annotation, biological process: protein demethylation. The coding region runs from base 207 to 1325 and encodes 372 amino acids. The record is from RefSeq and is a predicted model, not a curated record. Gene Ontology annotation, molecular function: protein methylesterase activity. The transcript has 14 exons.
GGAAAGAAAAGCAAAGAAGACAAACCCAAAAAUAAUCUCAGCAGUAGAAGAAGACGAGCACUAACAGUUAGCUUAUCAAGCAGACGUAGUUAGCGUUAGCCGAAAUCUAUCCAAUAUCUGGCUAGCGACGGUACAGGUGUGGAAGAAAAUCAUAUGCUGCGAAAAAGAGGGAAGGUCUUAUUAAACAAUUCCCCCCUUUCGACAACAUGGAGAAACAGUUACAUUUGAACCUGUUAGGUUCCAGACCUCCUAUGGCAGGCGGUUAUCAGUCCAGCUCUAAAAUGAAAAUGGGACCUGGACGGAAGAAGGAUUUCUCCCCCCUGCCCUGGAGUCAGUAUUUUGAAACCAUGGAAGAUGUUGAAGUGGAAAAUGAAAAUGGCAAAGAUAUUUUCAGACUUUACUGCAGCGGUUCCCAUGGUCCUGUGCUGCUCUUGCUCCAUGGAGGAGGCCACUCAGCACUCUCCUGGGCAGUGUUCACUGCUGUCAUAUGCAGCAGGAUCAACUGCAGGGUGGUGGCUAUGGAUCUUCGAGCUCAUGGUGACACCAAAGUGAAAAACCCUGAAGAUCUCUCUGCAGACACGAUGGCCAAGGAUAUUGGCAAAGUGGUGGAAGCACUCUAUGGAGAGAACCCUCCUCCAAUCAUGAUUAUUGGACAUAGCAUGGGUGGGGCCAUUGCAGUUCACACAGCCACUGCCAAUCUUGUACCAUCCCUGCUUGGACUCUGUGUCAUUGAUGUUGUAGAAGGUACAGCAAUGGAUGCUCUCAAUAGCAUGCAGAAUUUCCUUAGAAGUCGGCCGAAGACAUUUAAAUCUCUGGAGAAUGCCAUUGAGUGGAGUGUGAAGAGCGGCCAGAUCCGAAACAUAGAGUCAGCACGUGUAUCAAUGGGAGGACAAGUGAAAAAAUGUGAGGAGUCCACCAGCAGUCCAGGUGUCUCCAAUAUUAGUGAAGGUAUAAUAGAAGAGGAGGAGGAAGAAGAAGUGGAAGAAGAAUCCAACAAGAAAAGAAUGAAGGAAGAGGUAAAAAAGGAAACCAUCUUCACCUGGCGAGUGGAGCUGUCAAAGACAGAAAAAUACUGGGAUGGCUGGUUCAGAGGCCUGUCUGCUCUUUUUCUCACCUGCCCUGUGCCAAAACUGCUUCUGCUUGCAGGAGUGGACAGGCUUGAUAAAGACCUUACUAUUGGGCAGAUGCAAGGGAAGUUUCAGAUGCAGGUCCUCCCUCAGUGUGGCCACGCUGUUCACGAGGACGCGCCUGAGAAAGUAGCAGAUGCUUUAGCAGCAUUUAUGGUCCGGCACAAAUUCACUGAGUUUAAGGAAGGAUACCUGUGAUAAUUUAGUUUUCAGUCGACAUAUAGCCAGCAGCAGCCAUAGGAGAAAUGUGUCAAGACUCAACAUCAUCGUACAAUUUAACAGCAAAUUAAGGAAAAUAUAAUAAGCAUUGUUAUUGUUAUUAUGAUUAUUAUUAUUAUUAUUAUUAUUAUGCUGCUUUUGUUAUGUAGAUAUGUUGCUUUUGCUUUGCCUUAUUUUUUGGGAGUUGAUUGUACUUUAAUAUUUUUUAAAUUUCUAAAAUGUGACUCUCACCUUGUUUAAUGUUAUAUUUUGAGUGAUUGCAUCAUUCUUAAUGUGUUUGUAAUGUUUAAAUUCAAGCAAUGAUUAAAGAUAGAUGCAGCAAACAAUCUCACCAAUGUAUUAAAAGGACAUCAUGAUCAUUUAAA